ACUAUAUAAAGGGUCGUCAGCAGAACUUCGGCAACAGCUCUCGGCCCACACUCUCCUCCAGCGGAGAUGACUUUCCUGCCCACACUGGUGGGAGCUCUGCUCUGCUGCCUCGCGGUCUCUUCUGAGGUCUUUCCGCAGGCCGACUUUAACCUGCAGGAGGUGGCGGGGAAGUGGUACUUGAUCGGAUUCGCCACCAACGCCCAGUGGUUUGUGAACCGCAGAGCCAGCAUGAAGAUGGGCGCCGCCAUGUUGACCCCGACCGCUGAUGGGGACCUGGACAUUUCCUACGCCAGUCUCAACUCUGACGGCUCUUGCUGGAGAAUGAACAACCUGGCUAAGAAGACCGAGGUGCCUGGGAAGUUCACGUACACCAGCUGGAAGAAGCUGAAUGAGAUGUGCAUGGUCGACGUGAAGUACGACGAGUACGCCCUGAUUCACACCAUGAGGAGCAAGGACAGCGAUCCAAUGGCCGUCAACAAACUCUACGGACGGGACGUGGACCUCACUGCCGAUCUGCUGGAGAAGUUCAGGCAGUUCUCCCUGGAGACCGGCGUCCUGCCUGAAAACAUCGCUUUCCUUCCCAAAAACGCGGAGUGCUCCGACGCCUAGUGUUCGGCCCCCUGAUCGUCGUCACAGCGCUCCCCGAUUUCCUCAAAUGGUGAUGAUCAUUUGACAUCGAGAUUCACUUCUGGAGAAAAGCUUCAAACGCGACGAAACAUGAUGCAGAGCCUGGUUUCAAUACAAUAUCUUUUUCUUUGAAUAAUGCUGUCUGACUUUUGAGAUAUUAAAAUGCUCUGCAGUGAG
Messenger RNA from Gasterosteus aculeatus aculeatus (three-spined stickleback), 804 nucleotides. RefSeq names its product lipocalin. Lineage: Eukaryota; Metazoa; Chordata; Actinopteri; Perciformes; Gasterosteidae. Gene Ontology annotation, molecular function: small molecule binding. The record is from RefSeq and is a predicted model, not a curated record.